Messenger RNA from Fomitopsis serialis, 6651 nucleotides. RefSeq lists its product as uncharacterized. NCBI's taxonomy places the organism in Eukaryota, Fungi, Basidiomycota, Agaricomycetes, Polyporales, Fomitopsidaceae. Bases 1 to 6651 code for a protein of 2216 amino acids. The transcript is spliced from 35 exons. The record is from RefSeq and is a predicted model, not a curated record.
AUGGCAAACAUCCUUUUCCUCACUCUGGACGAUACUGGGGGCACUGAGGGACGAUCAAGCUUGGAAAGUAACUCUGACAGCGGGUCCGCGCCCGGCUCAGACGACUACGGCUCUGGGCGCAGUAUACCUGGUUCCGACUCAGACUACACUGAGCCUGGCACACCCGUCGAUCUUCACCAUCCCGUCGAGGUGGCCCUCUACUCGCCCAGCCGCUCUUUGGACGAGGACCAAGGGUAUGCCGUGACUCUCCCAAAAUCUAUAUCUCGCGAGGACUACUCCCGGCGCUCCCUGGCGAUCUCUCCCUCCUCUGGUCCCACUUCCGCCGACAUAAUGCCUCAAUUUCUCAAACUCAUCAGGAGCCCAGACCUUUGCGAAGGAGACGAAUACCGGCUUUCCAAAUACUUCACUCAGAUUCGGAACCUUCAGCUGGAGUGGCAGAAUGCCGGUUGCGAAGGCUGGGUGACGAAGGACAUUACAGACGGUAUGAAUGAGCAGCUGUAUGAGCUCAUGCAGAAGAAGGUGGAUGCUACGUGGGAGUGGGAGUUGGGCGAGGGAGAGUACCGGCGUUGGUUGCUGUUCAUACGAUGUAUAAGAAUGGACUUCUGGCCUAAGCAGGGUAAAGCCGUCGUCAUUGCGCCGACCUUCCAAGAGGACAUGGCGUACUCUAUGACAAAGCGCUUCGGCAACGCGUUCAAAGAGAGCGAUCUCAACCCCAUUCAGUCUGCGUUGACCAUACCGUCCGACAUGGUUGUGAAAGCCCCGGACGUGCACUUCAGCUUCAGGUACAACGCUGUGCUCAAGGAACCCCGUAGCAACGCGGCGUCAACGCCCUUCUUCUGUGUAGUUGCUCAGAGCUCCGAAGAGUUCCUGUAUGAAACCAAGAAGCUGGCGUGGGUCGUGGAGUCUAACGCCCUCUGCGGGCUGCAAGGAUUUCUUGUUGCCCUUGUCGCCGAGGUCGACGAGAUCACCACCCCUGACAAGCUGUACUUCCCCAACGCUUUACGCCUGCUAAUACUCCAUCUCAACACCAUCAACAAGGCCAGCAACCUGAAUAUUCGUUAUCCCAAAGGUCCUCCGCCCCAGAUGGUGUGUUGCACGGCAUACUACGAACGUGAGCUGUUUCCUGCUUUCGUGGAGCAAGCGAGAUCCGCCACCUCUGUGACGGACUGGUCCAACAGCGACCGCUUCAUGUGGUUGACGUCCAUGCGCAAUGGACCGAGCGUCUUCCCACCGGAUCGAUGGACGAUAUUCGCGCAAUGUGUCCGCUCAAUCGUCGACGGCUAUGCCGCUGAAGCGCGGACGACCGCCUCACCCAGCUCCACCUAUCCAAAGCGCACCGUAACGGAUGAGGAGUACCGUACGGCGCUCCUCCGCAUCCUCCCGCAAUCCCUCGCGAGCGACCUGCAACAGGUCGUGUUCCAGGUUUUGGAGGGGAUCGUGUCAGUCAGGGCGGGCAAGCGCAGGGUCACACGGCUUGUGGCGGCGAGUCCUUACAAGACUGAGGGGCUGUCCAGUAUGUAUAUGCACUGGAACUACUUCAACGAUGAUAUGAUACCCGUGUCUGCUUUAUGCCUCUGGCCAGAGAAUGCCACCCCAAGAGCGCCCGAGUGGGACGCUGAGUCCCGCGUUAAGUCCGAAGUCCCUUCUCUCGCGUGCAGCACUGGGCGGAUUGUCCGCCUCUCCUUCACGCCCGCGAUGGCGGUAGGCGAUGUUCACAUCGGUGUCCAGCACCUCGCUCACAGAUUCAUUGAUCUGUGCUCCCAGGACUGCGCAUCUCUGGCGGGCAUGACAGAGCCCACCACCACCAACGAUGAGCUCUCUGUUGGCGGUUUCCGGCCAGACUGUGUGGUCAGACUCAUGGUGGGCCUACACCCCGCCAAGGGCCUCUAUGUGGAGGUUCACUCCUCGGAGAGCAUGGCCCAUGGAGUCAACAAGCUGGUAGAGGAAUGCGACGCCGGCGCCCAUGCCGUUCUUGGGACCAUCUUCUUCGCUGCAUCGGAGGGCCAAAUGAAGAAGCCUGAGCCUGAGGUGCUGAGGCAGUGGAAGGAGCAGGCGGGCAACCAGGACAAAAGGGACCCCUCUUCCUGGGGCCUCUGGGGCUUCAUGGGGACUGAAGGGACUGGCAGCAGCGCCGCCACAUGGCAUCUGCAUAGGGCACGGGAGGUUCAGGCGUUGAGGAAGGUCAACAGGGAGCAUACCACGCCCCACAUCAGUUUCAAUCGACAUGCGAUCGUAGGAGCUCUCAGCGGGUACGCCAUCUUCAUCCCAUCGGCGUUGUACAACGCGCUACGACAACGCCCUCCAUACCCUGGAUGCGAGAAGUGGACAGCGAGGGAACUCAAGCUUUACUUUGGGCACAUGGCCAUCACGCCAAACGGCGAAAGCCUCGACUUCGAAAAAUGCUCUGGGAAGGCCAGGGCGUUUUUCUACAACGUCUUCAAAGGUUACCUGGCCGCGGCUAGGUACAACAUAACCAUCAUGUCCCAGGAGUUGAGCCUCCUCAACUCCAUCGACGACCUCGACGACCUCGACGACCUCGAUGACCUACAAGACGACCUCAGCGCCUCUGACAGACGUCGAAUCAACGUCCUACUGGGCGAGGUCAACGAUUUCGCGGCCUUCAACGACGAUGAAUCUGAUACGGACGAUCGAGGGCGGUUCGAAGACAGCCAAUUGUACAACAGGCUGGGGGCUGACGGCCUGCAGCGGCUAUCCGCGGACUGGUCGAAAAGCAUGCUCUCCGAAGAAGAGAGUCAGGCGCUUCAAUUGCUCUUGACGAAGUACGAAGACUUUCACUCUGCUCUGCCUGCUGUGCGGGAUAGACUUCAAUUGAUCAGCGAUGCCUUGAAGGGCGAUGGGGGGAGAUACCCAACGAACUCCAAGAAGUCGACGCAUCACCGGGUCUCUCAGACCGCAAAGCUUGACAAGCAACCCCCCAAACCUGGGAGAAGAGCAGACAGAGGAGUGCUACCUCCACCGCACUGCAAGAGCGGCUCCUCAGUUAAGAAAUGGGUGAGGCGUCGAGACCCGUUCAACCAGUCAACACCAGCCAUCGGAGCGUUCUUUGCCCGUCUCUCUGCAUCCAUCGACUUAGCCUCAGACCGCAGCCGCUCUCAGCUAUCAUCCGUGCGGGCGCUGCUAGAACAAGGAGACGAUGGAACCGGAUUCCUGGACAACACUCUUGAAUCGAUUGUUCAAAGAUGUACGCGAAUUACAACCGCUGACCAAUGUGUCAGUUUCCUCGUCAUUGUGCAUUACAUGCAGUUGGUCUGCAAAACCUCUAACAUAAGACGCGCAAGCAAUCUGAGCGUAUGCCAGGUGUAUGAGAAGCACAUCAGCGGUCACCCUUCCUCGCCAAGCCAGCGAACAUUCUGUCACUGGAACGAGAUUGGAAGCAGAUUCUCGGCGAUCGCAACAGGGGGAUCUAUCUACGCUGUCCUGCUGGUUAUUCUAGCCGAUCUGCGUAAAGACGUCAUACAAUCCGUUGGUGACUUUGCUUGGACGGUCGCCAACGUUCUACGUGAUCCCGACCCUAAUACUGCGGCAGGUAGUAUAGUCAUUCAGCGUAUCAUCCCGGCUAUAGACCGCGUGCGAGCGCAGCUACCUCUGCAAUUCGACGCACUGUACUCUCCUCCCAUGCUGGUAGAACUUGGCGUGGCAUUGGACACGCUUGAUUGCUCCAAUCUUGAGCACUCCGAUAAAUUGUUCGGCUCCCUAAUACUCAAAAACCUGGAAAUAUGGGCAGCUUGCCUGCUUCCCAAUCCCGAUCCGGCCAGCGAUGCGGUUCCGCUCACCCGGGCCAGUCAAAAUCUCUUCCGUCGAAAUGGCGACGUUGAGGGCGCGAUUGAUCCCCCCUCUCCCUUGUCCGAUGUGUACGAAGAUGAGGACGAGAUCCUCGCUGAACAGUCCGAUGUUGAGAUGACGAAUCACAACAUACCAGGCAUAUGCGUUGUAAUGAAGGACUUCGAUCUCAGCCUCGAUGUGCAUCGUGCGUACCCGGUGCCCAAUCUACCUGAAGAAGCCUUCACUUGGACGGAGACUCAGCGUUUGCUGGCUGCAGCAGCGCUGAAACCAGAAACGCCCGCGGCAUUGCAGGCCCUGCUGUCACCGGCUGCUCCAGAAGGCCCCAGUGGACGGAAAGUCAAGGAAUAUGUUGCCAUCAAGCCUGACCUGGCAUCGGGUCCCAUUCGAAUCGAGGAUAGUAGAGGAUCUCUCGUCGCAUGCGUGUUCAACAACAUGCCGCAAGAGAUCCGCGAGAUGCUCACUACCAGGCGGAGAAUCUCAAAGAAACGUGCUCCUCAUCGGAGGGAAGAGGUUUCAGCUUCGCGGCACUUCAUUUCGCCUGGUAUAACCGGCACGGGACAAGGGUCAGUGAAUCCGUUUAACGUUCUACUGUUGGGACACGAUGUUCCGGUCGACGCACACCCCAUACUCAUUGAGAAAGACGACAACACUCGAACGAACUACGGUCAAAUGCUUCCCUACCCGUCACAAGACACCGGUAAAUACAAAGACAUCUACAAUAAUCUGCAAUCCGUCUUCCAAAAAUUGUUUGAAUGGAUGGCAGAGCAGCUCAAGGACUCGCUUUGCUUGGAAUAUGACGACCUACGCAUGGACGCGGAGGUAUUACCGGGAAUGCCAGUUCUCUGCCGCGAACAAGGUCAAGACCCCGGUGGCGAGCAAGGCAAGACCCCGGCGGCGAGAAGUCUGCUGGUGCCGGGGUGGCAACCAAGUCUUCGUCCAGCAAAGCAGAUUCCGGAGCUGAUGCUGUACCGUGCUGAGCUAUGCAGCUCGGCUCAAGGCUAUGAAGGAGUCGCUGCGAUCCCUAUUGCCCAACCUGACAGCGCAAGAGCUGGACGCAAUGGCUCGGUCGAACCUAGCCAAGGGAUCAAAGGGGAUCUCUGGGAGAAGGAGCAUCAGGAUGGAAGAGUCGAAGGCUGGGGGUCUGACGAGGAUGAGCUAGUGAUACCGUCGAAGAGCAAAGGGAAGAAUCCAAGGUCACCGGGCAAGUCCACACCCAUUACCACGCCGCGUAAGAGGAAAAAAUGUCCUUCUUCUUCGACACGAGGACAGCGAUGGCGAAUCUGGGUCAGAGAAGCCGAGAAGAAGAAGACCAGGACUCAACGCAGGAUCAGUCGGCGGAACAGGCAACAGCAGCGGGUAACAAACGUAAGAUCGUGGAGGUCGAUUAGUUCUCGCCGAAACGCAGGCUCCGAAGGACGAGAUGAUCUGGCUGCGCACCUUGGCUCGAGGACUGCGAAGGCGAAGAAGAAAGCCGCUCCCAUCGUUCUUGACAGCAAGAUGAGGAUGAGCUGGAGACCAGCGACAAGGAGGGGGUCCCAGAGGAAGGAGACACGCUCGUCGAAGGCUGAAGGUUCAGAGACGUUUACAGGCAAACAUGUGGCAAAGGGCAACUCCAGCAGGAGAGAGCCAUCUCCCAUGGACGUGGAUGACUCACAGGACGGGAAGGCUCUUCGUACAAGGGCUCGACGGGAUGGCGAGGACGAGGAUGAGAGCGCGGACCAGUUGUUGUCGAAAGACGAGGAAGCUCCGAACGAGCUUUCUCGGUCAGAUGAUUGUGAAGAUGGAGGAAGAGUCCGAGUCGAAGGGCAGAAGAGGAGGCAACCACGGAAGAAGGCCGACUCGAAGAAGUCCGAUGCGGGCAAGAAUGAGCCUACCGCUGGCGCGUAUGAGAAGCUCAUGGAGGACGUCGACGUCCGCAGCUUCUGGGGAAAGCCCAACAAGAGCUUAGGGUGUACCUUGCUCUGGAGAACGCUUGGCCUCGUACCAGAGGGAGGACUUCCAGAAGAAGUUCGAGCCCAAUGGGCCUUCCAGAAGACAAAGAACAAGAUCAUCGCAUACGUGAACAAGGCUGCACCCCAGCUUCGGCAGGAGCUCAAGCAGAAGGCGAAGCGCGUGGUGGAGAAAGAGUUCUUGUCUAUCAGGCUGCCCGAGGUUGGGGACGAUGGUAAACCGGUGGAUGCUGUCGAGCGCAACCAGAAGGUGAAGAAAGCCCGGGAGAAUCGCAUCAAGUUCUUGAAAGACAACAACACCUUUCACUACGGGCAGCUUGUGCUACCGGAUCCCGAGGUUGACCCAUCGCUGUGGGAGGAGCCAGACCUGGACAUGCCGUUCCAUGGUCUGUGCGUGGCCGAGGUCAUCGCUAACCAAUGGUUCCGCGGACAGAACCCGGACGUGUUUCGCCCGGCGUGCAAAGAACGGUUUGACCUUGACGGUGCGUUGAAGAUCAUCCCAAGCAACAUGAUUGCCCUGGCGUGCAGUGCGAUUCUCGUGGCCUUGGACGAGUGGAUGAACGACAACAACACGGUGGAAUUCCAGGAGAAGGUGUACGAUCGCCUGCUGUCUGGCGUGGAGAUGAUCCGUCGGUUGGCCAAUCCGAACAACAAGGACUAUGACGAGGGCUGGGAAAACCUCUCGGAGUCCCUGAACGCCAGUCUGUCCAAGAACAUCAGGGUGUUCGCUGGGCUUCGGGUGGAUUCGCAGAGUGGGCAAGGCGACGAGAAGUCCAAUGCGGACCUAGACCCUCUCAUCAACGCUGGGAAGGUGAAGGCGAGGUGGCGGUCGAGGGGUGGUGCUCCCGACAACGCUCAGGCUGGGCCGUCCAAUGCUGCGUCCAAGGAUAAGGCCUAG